CUUGUAUUUUAUCUAGAUGAGCAAGAUGGGAGAAAUACAGAUACGACAUCAGGGUUAUCUGUGAGAACUAAUUGAACAAAAAGAAAACUAACCUUGAUGCCUACAUCAAGCCCCACAACACACCUGCACACGCCAUGCACUUUUCUGGAGAGCACUGCACAAUUUUAGAAGCUGCAAGUAAACAGGAGAGUCCACUUGAAGUGGCUUAAACAAAACAAGGGUUGCUUUUUAUUAAAGAAAUAUGGGGAGGGUGGUGUAGAGAUGUUGAAAUCGGUUUGGUGGUUCUGAAGCUUCAGAGCCAAGUAACAUCACAUUUCUAUGAGCCCAUUCUUCAUAUUUCUUGCCUCAUGAAUAAGACACUGCUAUUGUAGCUAUGUUAUUGUUAUGUAGUGGGUUAUGGCAUUUGUAUUCAAAGCAGAAAUAGUGGGGAGGAGGGACAUACUAACAGCUCAUGUCUACUUUUAUCAGUACAAAUUCAUGAACUCAGGAGAUUUUUAAUUAUAUCUUAUGGCCUAGAGUUGUCAGAUGGUUAACCCCAAUUUUAAGGGAGUCUGGAAAAAAUAUUUCCCUUAGGGCUGGUCACAUUUUACCCCUAAUUGAAACUGGAUUCUGUUAGCACAUGAGAUAUGGGGUCAGGAGUUAACAGGAUCUGUCACAACCUUUAUCCCAACAUGUGAUUCUCUUCCUUCCUUCCUUCCUUCCUUCCUUCCUUCCUUCCUUCCUUCCUCUCACUCUCACUCUCACUCUCACUCUCACUCUCACUCUCACUCUCUCUCCCAUCUCCUCAACAGGAAACUUUACAAAUUAGACAUGAUGUCUGGUACAGUUGCAUUCCCCCCCAGCCCCAGAUGAUGGGUAGAAGGAAGCUUACUACAAGUCCAAGAUCUAUGGACCUGUUAGCUCUAUGAUGGUCCUGUUUGUGCUGUGGAUGUAACAGUUGUUGGGCAGAGCUAGAAAUCCUGCGUGUUCAGCAAGAUGAGCUCCUCAGCGAACAUCUAUGUCGAUAAUGGUUCCUAUAAUAAGCUUCUGUCCUACCUGAUGGGCCUGGAUCAGCCUCAGCUGGAGGAAUUCAAGAUCUGCCUCCAGUCCUCACAGCUGCUGCUUGGGAACUUCCAGCAGAUUCCCUGGGCAAAUUUGAAAGCCAUCGAUCCCACUAACCUGUUGUGUCUGUUGAGUGAAUACUUCUCAGAAAGGCAGAUCUGGGAAGUGACCCUCAGCAUCUUUGACAACAUGAACCUGACUUCACAGUGUACAGAAGUUCGAGCUAUGAUGAAUGUCCCAGGCUUACCAGUUGGUCCUGUGGAGAGAGCAUCUGUCACUGGUCAUUUACAGCCUGGGUAUCUCAAUAUCCCACCAUCACUGUUUGUUGCAGAGAUAGCACAGACACAGGGAUCCCAAGAUCCAAGCCAAGAAGAACCAGAGGUGCCAGAAGAAGAAAAAGACCACAGAAGAAGAUACAGAGAGAGAAUGAAGGCUAAAAUACUGACGAUGUGGGACAACAUCCCUUGGCCUGAAGACCAUAUAUACCUGCGCAAUGUGACUGAAAAGGAACAUGAAGGACUGAAGAGCCUCCUGUAUCCCAAUAGGACUGGAGCCCAGCCACAGACGAUCGUCUUAGAGGGUCUAGCAGGGGUCGGGAAGACCACCCUGGCAAUGAAGGUUGUGCUGCAUUGGGCAGAGGGCUUUCUCUUUCAUCAGAGAUUCUCCUAUGUUUUCUUUAUCAGCUGCCAUAAAGUUAGAGACAUGAAGGAUACCACAUUAGCUGGCCUGCUUUCCUGGGACUGGCCUGACUCCCAGGCCCCCAUUGAAGCUCUCAUGAGUCGCCCCGAGAGCCUCCUGUUUGUCAUCGAUGGCUUUGAAGAAAUGGAUGUGCCUUCCACUUUGGACGAGACUCCACCAUGUAAAGACUGGUACCAGCAACUCCCAGUCAACAGAAUCCUGUUCUACUUGUUGAAGAAAGAGUUGGUUCCCCUGGCUACCUUACUGAUCACGACCAAGGAGUAUAGAACCAAUGAUCUUAAAAAGUUGUUACUGAAUCCAUGGUUUGUACAAAUCGUAGGGUUCACAGAAGGAGACCGGGAGGAGUAUUUCAUCAGGUACUUUGGUGACCAAAACAAAGCUAAGAAAAUCUUGCAUUGGGUAAGAAAGAAUGAAUCUCUCUUUCACUUCUGCUCUGCCCCCAUGGUGUGCUGGACCGUGUGUUCCUGCCUGAAGCGGCAAAUGGCGAGAAAUCCUCACUUCCAGCUAAGCACCCAGACCACCACCAGCCUGUACGUCUACUUUUUCUCCAGCUUGCUCGCCACAGCAGAGGUGAGUUUGUCAGACCAGAGCUGGCCAGAUCAAUGGAGAGCCCUGUGCUCUCUGGCUGCAGAGGGGAUGUGGUUUUGGAAGUUCACAUUUGCAAAGAAGGACCUCAAACACAGGCACCUGGAAGCACCUGUCAUUGGUUCUCUCCUCAGGAUGAAUAUUCUUCGAAAGGUCAGCGACUGUGAGGAUUGUGUUACUUUCACUCACCAGAGUUUCCAGGUGUUUUUGGGAGCCAUGUUCUAUGUGCUCAGGGGGGUGAGAGGAUCCAUUGGUGGUCCUCCAAAGCACCAGGAGAUGAGGGUGCUUCUGAACGAUGCUUUGGCUGACACAAACUUCUACUGGAACCAGAUGGCUCUGUUUUUCUUUGGCCUUUUAAAAAGAAACCUCGCAGAAGAACUGGAAGAUACUUUGCGUUGUAAAAUGAGUCAUAGGACAACGGAUGAAUUACUAGAAUGGGCAGAUGAAUUAGAAAGCUAUGACCUCGUCUCCAGCUGUUUUGAAUUCCUACACUUCUUUGAGUGCUUAUACGAGACUCGGGAGGAAAACUUUGUAAGGCAGAUUUUGAGUCAUCUCCUUGAGGCUGACCUCGAUAUCUUUGGGAGUCUACAACUCCAAGUGUCUUCAUUUUGCCUAAAACACUGUCAAAGGCUAAGUAAGCUAAGGCUUUCUGUCAGCAGUGCUAUCCCUCAGACGGAACUGACUUUCAACUUGGAAACUCUGGAGACAAGGCCACAUUACAAGAUACGUCAGUGGCAGGAUGUUUGCUCCGUGUUUUCCAAUGGGAAUCUGACUGAGCUGGACUUCAGUAACAGCAAGCUUAAUGCUUUUUCAAUGAAGAAACUCUGUUACGAACUGAGAAAUCCAAGGUGCAAACUCCAAAAACUGACGUGCAAAUCAAUAACUCCUGUGAGGAUUCUGAAGGAACUUGUCCUUGUCCUGUAUGGUAACCACAGGCUGACACACCUGAACUUGAGCUCUAACAACCUGGGAAUUCCCGUGUCCACGAUGAUCUUUAAAACCUUGAGGCACUCAGCCUGCAACAUCCAGUAUCUGUGGUUGGAAUCCUGUGGCCUCACCCCUCUAGCCUGUCGUCAUCUCUUUCUGGAGCUCAGCAAGAACUCGAGUGUGCGCUUCCUCAGCCUGGGGGACAAUGAUCUCUCUGGUGUUGAGGUGAAAAGUCUGCAGGGGCCCUCGGAGAUGCCCGAGUCUUCCCUGAAGGAGUUGUCCCUGGAGAAAUGCAACCUGUCAGCAGCCAGCUAUCAGGAUCUAGCUUUGUACCUCACCAGUACCCAGAGAACAAGUCGACUGUGCCUGGGAUUUAAUCCGCUCAGAGACGAGGGCGUGAGGCUCUUGUGUGCUUCCCUGACUCACCACGAGUGUGCCUUAGAGAGAUUGGUGCUCUGGUUCUGCCAGCUCGGUACACCCAGUUGCAAGUACUUGUCAGAUGCUCUCCUCAAGAACAAGAGUUUGACCCAUCUGAACCUGAGGAAGAAUAACCUGAGAGAUGAGGGAGUGAAGUUUCUGUGUAAGGCCCUGAGUCGUCCGGACUGCAGCCUCCAGAACCUGGAUUUGUCAGAUUGUUCUUUCACAGCGGAAGGCUGUCAGGAGCUCGCUAAUGCCCUCCAGCAUAAUUGUAACAUGAAAAUUUUGGAUAUUGGGAGCAAUGACAUUCAGGAUGAUGGAGUGAAACACCUGUGUGAGGUCCUAAAACAUCCAAAGUGUGCAUUGAACACGCUUGGGUUGGAGAAAUGCAAUCUGACACCUGCUUGCUGCCAGUAUCUCUCCUCUGUUCUCAGAAGCAGUAAAAGCCUGUUUAACCUGAAUCUUUUGGGGAAUGACUUGGAGCCCAGAGGAGUCAGCACACUGUGGAAGGCCUUGAAAAAAUCAACCUGCAAACUACAGAAGCUUGGGCUUGAAAAAGAGUUGUACAACAUAGUGAAGGGGGAGCUUGAGGAAUUGCAGGAGAGGGGGUCCUUUCUGAGAGUCAAGUGUAAGUGGGAUUUCAAUGACCUUGAGGACAAAUGGUGGUGGUGAUCCAAAGGCUACACUAUGGGAUGUUCUUGGAGUAGAAUCACCAGGAGAUUUCUCAGGUGUUGCUGCUCUUGAGGACAAAUGAGCAGUUACCUCCAGAGUGCUUUCCCACAAUUUGUUGUAAGCAGCAUAUUUAAAUACCCAAUCUCCAGAAUCCUAAUCUAAUACUACAUUUGGCCCCAAGAGCCUACAUUGGCUUUGUCUUAAGUUUCCUUUUGUCUUUCUUGGUGUAAUGUCUUUAACUCUCACAUGUUAAGAGAAUUCAAUAAAGCAAAGGAUAUUAAAAAAAUACCUUGAGAAAGCCUAAAGCCUCAUUUCCUAUGGAUCGAGAGAUGGGAUAGAUGUGACUGUAAUUCCGCAGUUAUUAUACUGUGGAUAAACCAGCCAGAUGGAGAUCAAGAACCAUUCCUACGAUGCAGAUAGACCCAAUUUUGGCUUUUGCGUGUACCUUUGAAUGAUCCAUGGCUGUGUUAUGUCUAAAAUGUAUUUUACUCACCUGAAAAUGCUGGGGAACAUGGAUCCUACCCAAGGAUGUAAUGUGAAAUUGAUGUCGUACAUGGGAAAUACAUAUGAAGAUAGGAUCCGAUCACAAUUUUAUCUCCUUUGCCCUAUUAUUUAAUAGGCAAAAGCUAUCAGAAGUAGUCUGAGGGAACAGUGGGACAUUCAUUGCAUUUUGCAUUUCGUAGCUUAUAAAACCUAUCAUAGUGUGUCUAAAUCCACGUCAGAGCCCUGUAGGUAGGGACGUCCCUACUUGACUGAUUUUGAAAACAAAGAUUCUGAGGGUAAAUAUUCUACAACAAAUUACAGAAAUAGUAAGUCAAAUAAUGGAACUUAGAAUCCGAGUCUUCUAUUUUAAGAGCCAACAUGCCUUAUGAGACCCAGUGGGGUCUUGGAGUAAGUCCAUGAUCCUUCUAUCCAUCAUGUUCCCUCACCAUUAAAUAUAAGUGAAACCCAGAGUCCUUGAAAUAAAUCCUUCCUUCUCUUUCUUGUGGAUU
Molecule: messenger RNA, 5333 nt
Organism: Felis catus (domestic cat)
Lineage: Eukaryota; Metazoa; Chordata; Mammalia; Carnivora; Felidae
Gene: NLRP13
Product: NLR family pyrin domain containing 13
Exons: 12
Coding region: 976-4341 (1121 amino acids)
Biological process (GO): regulation of inflammatory response
Cellular component (GO): cytoplasm
Molecular function (GO): protein binding
Source: RefSeq, a predicted model, not a curated record